ACGUCGGGGGCUGCUUUUUCGGCCCAGCCCCAGUCCCAGUCCCGGGCAGGUGGGCACAGGCGCCCGCCCCGCCGAGCUGCUGACCCCCUGCGGCGCGUCUCCCCGCAGCUGCCGGCCCGGCGGGGGCCCGCGACGGCGCGAGGCCCGGGAACUUCGUGGUCUGAUGGAUUCUGAUAGAAGCCCAGCUGCUUUGGAAAGGUUGACUCACAAAUACAAGCGUCUCUCGCCAAGGCUCCCCUCUUGGAAGCUGGCUUUCUGGACUUCACCUUCACUUUCCAUUGGCAGCCCCCCACUCCUGGAUGCUCCCGGAUUCCAGUGAAGUGAAAAGUUCAUCAUAACCGGCCCCCCAGCCAUGGCAGGCCUGAGGCACGGCCGACCCGCCUGCAUCCGGGCAGCGUUCAGCUCGGCCAGCGCCGGGGCUGGCUUCCGGAAGAGGCAGAGAACCACACUCCAUUGCUUCAAGGCCAAUCACAAAAAGAACCACAUGGACUUAAUUGAAGGUAUCUGGAGAGAGUUUUUAGAUCCUUUCGAUGGCGAUUCAGAAGCUCCCCCCGGUCGUCCAGUCUCCAGCUUCAGCGACUGUUCUCCUCCGGGUGCCGCGAACGGUACUGUGCCUUCCCACGCCCUCAGGUGCGGGAGUCCGGGAGAAGUUGGCUUAGAAGACCCUCUGUCAUCAAAAGCCCCAGACCCCCUCCUGAAAGCUGCCAGCUGGGGCCCCACAUCCCCAGAGGCCAGCGACGUGGAUAUGCAGCCCGCCGAGGCCAGCAGCCCUGAGGCCCGAGGGCGGGCAGCCCGGCGCUCUGGGUCGCCGGAGGACUGGAGGAUGACGGAGGACCGGUGGCCCAGGGCAGCCGGCCCCGUCGUCCCGGCCGCGGGGCCCCCGGAGCCUGGCAGACACGCGCAGGGCCGAGCCAGAGCGGCACGGCCGCCCGCCAGACUCGGGAGUGAGAAGGACAAGGGCCCCAAGCGCACCCUCUCCAAGAGGAAACUGGAACUUUUACUUGCAGAGCCUGAGAAAAACAAGAGAAAGAAGCAGUAUGUGGCCUAGACCAAGGCAUGAACUGAGCACAAGUCUGGUGCCAGCGCUGGGUGACCGCUGCCCACUCGCCCCACGACCGUGCUGUUCCCAAGUGCCAAUAAAGGGGAAGCCUGCCAGAGGA
Molecule: messenger RNA, 1160 nt
Organism: Callorhinus ursinus (northern fur seal)
Lineage: Eukaryota; Metazoa; Chordata; Mammalia; Carnivora; Otariidae
Source: RefSeq, a predicted model, not a curated record